Molecule: messenger RNA, 1152 nt
Organism: Ipomoea nil (Japanese morning glory)
Lineage: Eukaryota; Viridiplantae; Streptophyta; Magnoliopsida; Solanales; Convolvulaceae
Product: thaumatin-like protein 1b
Exons: 3
Coding region: 115-1047 (310 amino acids)
Biological process (GO): defense response
Cellular component (GO): extracellular region
Source: RefSeq, a predicted model, not a curated record
AUUUCCCCUUCUUGCUGCGUAUAUACACGCAUAGCGGGCAGACACUCUCAGUACCAGAAAAGCCUUUCUCUCUCUCUCUCUGUCUAAAUUCUCACUUUAUAACUUAUAACAUUAAUGGCAGAAUUUGUUUUUGUUUUAUUUGUAGCGUUCACGAUUCUGUUCAUAUCAGGAGCAUAUUCAUCGGCGAUCUUCACCUUAAUAAACAAUUGCGAGCAAACAGUCUGGCCAGGCAUUUUGUCGAACGCCGGAGUUGCGCCGCUCUCCACCACCGGCUUCACUCUGGAGAAGGGCGAAUCAAGGGCCAUAAACGCGCCGCCUUCAUGGGGCGGCCGAUUCUGGGGUAGGACCCACUGUUCCCACGACACCACCGGGAAAUUCACUUGCGUCACCGGCGAUUGCGGCUCCGGGAGCGCGGAAUGCGCCGGAGGCAGCGCCGCCCCGCCGGCCACGCUGGCGGAAUUCACGCUCGACGGCCACGACGGCAUGGACUUCUACGACGUGAGCUUGGUGGACGGGUACAACCUCCCGAUGCUGGUGGCCCCGCGCGGCGGCUCCGGCUCCGGCGGGAACUGCACAAACACGGGGUGCAUGGCGGACUUGAUUGGCGCCUGCCCGGCGGCGCUGAAGCUGACGAGCUCGGCGGGGCAGAGCGUGGGGUGUAAGAGCGCCUGCGAGGCUUUCGGCGAGCCGCACUACUGCUGCAGCGGCGCGUAUCAAACACCCGACACUUGUAAGCCGUCGGCCUACUCUGAGGUGUUCAAGAACGCUUGCCCGCGCGCGUACAGCUACGCCUACGACGAUAAAAGCAGCACGUUUACCUGCACCGGCGCCGACUAUGACAUCACUUUCUGCCCUCCACUAGAUACCAGGCAAAAGUCGUCUUCAAUGAGCGGCGGCGAUCGCGAAGACGGGAUACCUUCAGUAAUGGACAGCACAAUGGUGUACGAGGGUGCAAGUGGAAGUGGGUCUUCAAUUAGAUUAGAAGCCAUUUAUGUUGCCAUCUCCGUCUUUGUAGCGAUCUUGCUCUUCAAUCCCACGCCCAUAUAAUAUAACCUUGUGGGUAUAUAUGGUGUCACAACUUUCAUGCGAGAGCCCAAAUCUUUCAAUUUCGACGUGUAUGUAGAUCCUGAUCUGAUCAUAAUUUAUUAGAAG